UCGACCAUGACGAAGAGUAGCUGCAGCGCAGAAGGUGGACUAUUACCUGAUGAAAAUCCAAACACCAACGAGUAUCAAAUAGCAUUGAUGAAAAUUAAGUCCUUCGUCUUGGAAGGAAGACCAAAGAUGCAUCCAUAAGAAGGUCUUGCAGGCAUGAAAAUUUUAAUAAAGCAAAAACUGGGAAUACUUUUAGCACAGGCA
Molecule: messenger RNA, 201 nt
Organism: Phyllotreta striolata
Lineage: Eukaryota; Metazoa; Arthropoda; Insecta; Coleoptera; Chrysomelidae
Source: the annotation of a GenBank genome assembly